Molecule: messenger RNA, 501 nt
Organism: Trichomonas vaginalis G3
Lineage: Eukaryota; Parabasalia; Trichomonadida; Trichomonadidae
Product: protein of unknown function, DUF4106 family
Exons: 1
Coding region: 1-501 (166 amino acids)
Source: RefSeq, a predicted model, not a curated record
AUGCCACGUAAGCUACGUAAGAAUAUACGUAAGAGGAAGAGAGCAUUGAAACAUCCAAUAGUAAAACUGACACCACAACAACAGUUGCAACAACAAAUUAUGAAUGACCCCACUAUGUUGCAACAAAUGUCAAGCAACCCUAUGCUUUUAAACCGAGUUAUUGGUGCACAGAGUGGAGGUUUAAGAGCGGCACUUUUAGCGAAAAUGGCAGGCUAUGGUGGAGCUGCAGACGGAACAGCUUAUAACCCUCAAAGUCAAAUGAAUUUGAGUUCACUCAAAAAUCAAAUAACAGAUGUCAAAAAGUCAAACAUAGACAUACAGAAACAAAUAAGUGAAAACGAAAAGAAACUAGAAUAUGACAGACAGACAAAGAAACUCAAUGAGUUAAACGUAGAGAAAAAGAAGAAAGAAGAACAACUGAAAGAACUAAGUACAGAGGAAUAUGCGAAAAAAGUGUCAGAAAAAGCAGCAGAAGUAGCAAAAAUGGAACAGAUGUUAUAA